CUGUCUCUGAGUAUUAUAAGCCGCUCUUAAAUGAAGGGCUGAAUUUCAGUCUGAACGGCCGCUAAUGGGGGCCCCUCAUAGGUGCUGGUCAUCUAUAAAACUUCCUUCCAGUGGUCCUCUUUUGUUUGUGGGAACACUGUGGCUUCUGUCAAUGAUUAUGACUGCAUAUGCUUGCCCUAAGAUCUGUCACUGUACAGACAGGAACGGUUUGGUGGUGCAGUGCACCUCACACAACUUAGAGAAUGUCCCACAGAACUUGCCCAAGGACACCGUUGUUCUCUUACUUUCAUCUAACCGGAUCAGACACAUCCCAAAGGAGGCCUUCACAGACCUGCAUCGCCUCCGGGAACUUGACUUAUCUCACAACGCCAUUGAGAGCGUGGAGGUCGGUGCCUUUCAAGGAAUUUCCGAUAGCCUGCGGACCUUGGAUCUGUCAAACAAUCACCUCAGUAGCCUCCCCAAGGACACCUUCGCCAAGCUCCACGCCCGUGUCCGCCUGUCCCACAAUCCUUGGCACUGUGAGUGCUCUUUGCAGGAGGUGCUGAGGGAGCUGAGGCUUGACCCCGAGACGGUGAAUGAGGUCAACUGCUACACAUCAGUGCAGGAGGAGUACAUUGGACAACCGGUGAUCCAGGUCCUGGACUCUGGGAUCAACUUUUGCAAUUUCCACCACAAGACGACUGAUGUGGCCAUGUUCGUGGCCAUGUUCUGCUGGUUCUCCAUGGUGACAGCUUACAUCAUUUACUACAUCAAACACAACCAGGAGGAUGCCAGGAGGCACAUGGAGUACCUCAAGUCCCUGCCCAGCACAUCCCACAUUAGCAAGGACUACGACACAGCCAGCAGCGUGUUUUGAUGUGAGAAAAGAUGGUGUACCAAUGAAUACAGAUGAAAGAGUCCCAAUGAAUAUGUUUACGGCACAUAAGGAUCAAUGAUAAGUGAGCAUUGUAAUGAGUGAUUAACUCUAUGAUAUACACUGCACACGGUGCAAAGACAUUAGGAAGAGGUUCAAAAAUCUCAUCAUUAUCAAGUACAGGCUUAAAAGUAGCA
Molecule: messenger RNA, 1050 nt
Organism: Micropterus salmoides (largemouth bass)
Lineage: Eukaryota; Metazoa; Chordata; Actinopteri; Centrarchiformes; Centrarchidae
Product: leucine-rich repeat-containing protein 3-like
Exons: 1
Coding region: 65-856 (263 amino acids)
Cellular component (GO): extracellular matrix
Molecular function (GO): protein binding
Source: RefSeq, a predicted model, not a curated record